Marmota monax (woodchuck) is the source of this 2308-nucleotide messenger RNA. It is a transcript of the gene Gorasp2, whose product is annotated as golgi reassembly stacking protein 2. The transcript is spliced from 10 exons. Gene Ontology annotation, biological process: Golgi organization. Gene Ontology annotation, cellular component: Golgi apparatus. The record is from RefSeq and is a predicted model, not a curated record. Bases 144 to 1535 code for a protein of 463 amino acids. Gene Ontology annotation, molecular function: protein binding. Lineage: Eukaryota; Metazoa; Chordata; Mammalia; Rodentia; Sciuridae.
UCUCCCGGCGGGCAGUGCGGCCCGGCUCUCGGGCGGCAGCGAGUGCCACGUCCUAAGUGCUACGCGGAGGAGCGGAGCGGGUGGUACGCUGGGGGCGGGGAGCAGCACGAAGUCCGUCUAGUCCACACCGAUCGCCCGCCGCCAUGGGCUCUUCGCAGAGCGUCGAGAUCCCAGGCGGAGGCACGGAAGGCUACCACGUCCUACGGGUACAAGAAAAUUCCCCAGGACAUAGAGCUGGACUGGAGCCUUUCUUUGACUUUAUUGUUUCUAUUAAUGGUUCAAGAUUAAAUAAAGACAAUGACACUCUGAAGGAUCUACUGAAAGCAAAUGUUGAAAAGCCUGUCAAGAUGCUCAUCUACAGCAGCAAAACUCUGGAGCUGAGAGAGACCUCAGUCACACCAAGCAACUUGUGGGGUGGCCAGGGCUUAUUGGGAGUGAGCAUUCGAUUCUGCAGCUUUGACGGAGCAAACGAAAAUGUCUGGCAUGUAUUGGAAGUAGAAUCAAAUUCUCCUGCAGCACUGGCAGGUCUUAGACCACACAGCGAUUAUAUCAUUGGAGCAGAUAUGGUCAUGAAUGAGUCUGAAGAUCUAUUCAGCCUUAUUGAAACACAUGAAGCAAAACCACUGAAGCUUUAUGUGUACAACACAGAUACUGAUAAUUGUCGAGAAGUGAUUAUUACACCAAAUUCUGCAUGGGGUGGAGAAGGCAGCCUAGGAUGUGGCAUUGGUUAUGGUUAUUUGCAUCGAAUACCUACACGCCCAUUUGAAGAAGGAAAGAAAAUUUCUCUUCCAGGACAAAUGACUGGUACACCUAUUACUCCUCUUAAAGAUGGGUUUACAGAGGUCCAGCUGUCUUCAGUCAAUCCCCCAUCUUUGUCACCACCAGGAACUACAGGAAUUGAACAGGGUCUGUCUGGACUUUCUAUUAGCUCAGCUCCACCAGCUGUCAGCAACGUCCUCAGUACAGGUGUGCCAACAGUACCGUUGUUGUCACCACAAGUAAACCAAUCCCUUGCUUCUAUGCCACCAAUGAACCCAGCUACUACAUUACCAGGUCUGAUGCCUUUGCCAGCAGGACUCCCUAACCUCCCCAGCCUCCCCAACCUCCCCAGCCUCCCGAACCUCAACCUUCCCGCACCACACCUCCUGCCAGGGGUUGGCUUACCAGAACUCGUGAAUCCGGGUUUGCCACCUCUUCCUACCCUGCCUCCCCAAAACUUACCUGGCAUUGCACCUCUCCGCAUGCCGUCCGAGUUCCUCCCAUCAUUCCCUUUGGCUCCAGAAGGCUCUUCUGUAGCCAGCUCAGGGGAGCUGCUAUCUUCCCUCCCACCCGCCGGCAUCCCAUCUUCUGACCCUGUCACGACUACUGCAAAGGCAGACGCUGCCCCCUCACUCACUGUGGAUGUGACGUCCCCCACCUCCAAGGCCCUCGUCACUGUUGAGGACAGAAUCAGCGACUCUACCCCGGCCAGCGAGAAGCCUGUUUCUGCGGUUACAGUUACGGAUGCAAAUGCUUCUGAGUCACCUUCACUCUGAACCUGUCUUCAGAAUUGGCGUGGUGUAUUUAUUUAACCACGGGAGCGUGUCUGGAAAUGCAAACUAUCAUUAAUUUCAUACUAGUUUGUACCGUAUCUGUAGGUGUCCUGUAAAUAAUUCUAAGGGGAAAACUAAGCAAGCGGACGUGGGUUUGUAUCCUGCCAAGUUGGGGUGGGGCUCACGGGCCAGGGAGGGAAAUGUCAGAAAGUGCUUGUAUUUCAAACAACCAAAAAGAGUUGUAAAGGUGGCUUGCAGCUAGGCGUCCACUGCCAUUUUGGGGUGUACAUCUUUGGGAAAGGAGGUGGCAAGGUGUCCACUGGGUUUCCUGCCCCCUACUGCUCCUUCUAUAAGAAAAUGGGAUAUUUUAUGCCUAGUGCUCACACACAUUUCUUGUACUUUGUAAAUCGUUGCAAGAAUGCAAACCACCUCACUAAACUGUAAAAGGAAACGAUAACUUUACUUUUGGUUUCUGUGAGUCGAAUCUCUAUUAAGGUUUACACAGAAGUUCCAAUCGGAGAUGUUUGUUAAAGUUACACAGUGUGCACUAUUAAUUGAACAUCUUUUUAUUCAGCCUUGUUUUGAGCUCUCAGAAUUACUCAGACAACAUUUUGUAACUGCUGCUGUUGCUUUCUACGUCCACCAUUCAGAUGGCAUUUAAAGAGAAAUAAAGGAGAUGUUGCACAAUUUUAAACCAGAAGGUGGCACUUUGUGGCUACUUAUAAUAUAGCUAUUCUGGGGAAGCAGAGAUAUAGCAAUAAAUUACUGUAAUUUUA